This is a messenger RNA of Staurois parvus, 1140 nucleotides long. Lineage: Eukaryota; Metazoa; Chordata; Amphibia; Anura; Ranidae. The record is from the annotation of a GenBank genome assembly.
CUGGGAGCCCAUGUGAAGCGCCUGUUGAAGGAUGCGGCCAUCAUUCUUUGUGGGGGAGGGCUCCUGGUCUCCUCUUACCUUACCAUCAAAGGUGACGAACGUUUCUACGCCGAACAAUUGAUGCCAAUGUUGCAGAAGAUAAUAUCCCCGGAGCAGGCGCACACUCUGUCUAUAAGGUUUGCAGCGCUGGGGCUGCUCCCGAGAUGCACGCAACCCGAGUCACAACGUCUGGAGGUGAAUGUUUUAGGCUGCAGGUUCAGGAACCCGGUGGGAUUAGCUGCAGGCUUCGAUAAACACGCAGAGGCUGUGGACGGGCUCUUCAGAAUCGGCUUUGGCUUCGUAGAGGUCGGAAGUGUUACACCAAAUCCUCAGGAUGGGAAUCCAAAGCCAAGAGUGUUUCGUCUAGGGCAAGACCAAGCCGUUAUCAACAGAUACGGGUUUAACAGUCAUGGCAUAGAGGCGGUUCGCCAGAGACUCCUCAAUAGGACAGAGAAGCAGAAGAAGCUGACAAUUGGUAAGAAUCUUGGAAAAAACAAAGACGCGUCAGAAGAUGCAGCUGCUGAUUACACAACAGGGGUGCGAGAACAGGGCCCGCUGGCUGACUAUCUGGUUAUCAAUGUGUCCAGUCCCAAUACGCCGGGGCUUAGGGAACUGCAAGGCAAGAGAGCAGCUGCACCACCUGCUGGCCAAGGGGUAGUGAGCGCACGGAAUGCCUUGCCCACUGGCCACAGGCCGGCGUUACUGGUGAAGAUUGCACCGGAUCUUUCUCUGCGUGAUAAGCAAGACAUCGCCAGUGUGGUUACAGAGCUAGGUAUUGAUGGUUUGGUUGUUACCAACACUACAGUCAGUCGCCCCGACACCCUCAAGGACCCCCAGAGUGGCGUAGGUGGGCUGGCUGGGGGUGCUGAGUGGAGUUCCACUUCGAGACAUGGCAACAGAAACCGUGAGAGAGAUGUACGCGCUGACCUCAGGCAAGGUCCCCAUUAUUGGAGUGGGUGGUAUCAGUUGUGGUUUGGAUGCUCUUCAGAAGAUCCGUGCAGGUGCUUCUCUCGUCCAGCUGUAUACCGCCCUCACCUAUCAAGGACCUCCCGUUGUAGGAAAAGUGACACGGGAACUGGAGCAAUUGCUUAUGUAAGUUAA